UCCAAAACAUGGUAAUGUUAACAGUGAUUUUAAGCGUUUUAAAAGUGAAAUAAUGGCAAAAGGAUUUAAAUAUGACGUGAUACAGCUAAUAGAAGGUGUUAGAAAUAAACCGUGUCUUUGGGAUAAAACUUUAGAGAAUUACAAAGAUAGAGUCGAAAGAAGAAAUGCUUGGGAAGAAAUUUUCAAUAAUCUAGAGGAGCGGUAUGAAGAAAUGGGUUGGGAUGAAAAACGAACGACAGGUGACCUCAUUCUAAACAAAUGGACGAACAUUCGAGACACGUUCAUUAAAACAUUGAAGACCAAAAUGGGGAGGCCCAAGAAGAAAUACUUACUGUACGACCAUCUCAAGUUCCUCAUCAAAGUGGUGCCCGAAGAAGAACGCAAUGAAGAAUACCCAAGUGAAGAACCAUCAUACUCUUAUAUGAAACAAGAGGUAGAACCAGAAGAAGGAACUAGCUACGGAACGAAGAGGAAAAAGAGAGACAAUGGCGACUACACUCCAAAGAAGAAAAGGGAUAAAGAAGUUACUGAUACAAGUUUUGAAGAACCCGACCACGAUGCUUACGAUACAAACGAUGCCAUAGACUUUGUGGAAGUGGAUUCUGACCCUCGGUUGAUGAAUGAAGACGAAGCAUUCUUCGCGUCGCUUUUACCGACCAUUGUGAAGUAUAGUGAAGAUGAAAGGUUAGAGUUUAGGAUUGAAGUGCUUGCCGUCAUGAAGAGGAUAAAAGAUAAGAGGAAUUGGUAGAUAGAUGUGUAUCGUGUGCUAUAUGAUUACAAUGAAAGCAGGAAAGAAAUAUAGUACAUCGCCCAGAGCGAAAGAGAUGAGUGAUAUGUCUUUCGCACCAUUAGUGAACAGCUUGGUAUAAAAGAGACGCGAGACAUAUUGAAGCGAAACCGCGCACAUUUUUUUCUUUACAAAGUCUUGUUUACUGAUUGUGUGGUAAAUGUCAUUUGACCUAAAAAUAUUAUGUAAUCAGACUGAUAAAUAAAAAAAGUACUUAUCUAAACCCCAAACGUUUAUAAUAUUUGUAAAUUGCAUUAUAUAGAUUUUUCGUGAUCUAUGUAUCUUUAGCUAGCUGAUCCAAACUUGUGGUUUUGGUUUUUAACUAUGACCUUUGUUCUUCUGACUGAACGUCAAAGACCGACCUCAACCCUGGUGUUAUAGUAAGAUUGUCCUAAGUAAAAUUUGUAUGUACCAGUUUUAUACAAAUGUAUAGGGACCGCCUAUUAAACACGUGAGGUUUUAAGGCAACUUUUUAAACCUUCUAAUCCUAAAUACAGAUACGUAAGUAUUAGGGUAAUUAAAUUCUGUAAAAUAAAUAUUUGUGAUUUUCUCUAAUUUCCCCUUUCGAAAAUUUCGUGAUUAAUGGACGACCUAAUGUAAAUGUAUGUAACAACUUAAGCAUGUGAUUAUAAGAGACAAAUAAAAACCGCGAAUCUUUAAUAGAUAAGUUUUAAUGAUCAUUUUUUCUGUAGCACUUUAAAAAAUAAUGUUUACAGAAUCACAAAAACACUUCGGGUGAAUUAGAAAAAAAAUGAUGAAACCUCCUAACAUUAAUUAUUAGUUUUUACAGCUAAUAAAUUUAAACAUCUAAGUGAAAAUAUAACAAAAAAGAACGCGUCUGCAAUACUGUAUGUUUGACAUUUAAUAUCGAAGGUACACUUACCUACAAUAUUUCGAACAAUAACAACAUGAUGGAUUAUAUAAAAACGUUUUGAACCUUACGUUUACAAAUGGCAGAAAACCAUUAGCCACGAGAAAAAAAUACAGAUUUCGAAAAA
Messenger RNA from Pectinophora gossypiella (pink bollworm), 1785 nucleotides. RefSeq lists its product as uncharacterized. The transcript is spliced from 2 exons. Bases 53 to 748 code for a protein of 231 amino acids. The record is from RefSeq and is a predicted model, not a curated record. NCBI's taxonomy places the organism in Eukaryota, Metazoa, Arthropoda, Insecta, Lepidoptera, Gelechiidae. Gene Ontology annotation, biological process: regulation of transcription by RNA polymerase II. Gene Ontology annotation, cellular component: transcription regulator complex; nucleus. Gene Ontology annotation, molecular function: DNA binding.